Molecule: messenger RNA, 2046 nt
Organism: Sinocyclocheilus rhinocerous
Lineage: Eukaryota; Metazoa; Chordata; Actinopteri; Cypriniformes; Cyprinidae
Product: thioredoxin domain-containing protein 3 homolog
Exons: 17
Coding region: 1-2013 (670 amino acids)
Biological process (GO): CTP biosynthetic process; UTP biosynthetic process; GTP biosynthetic process
Molecular function (GO): nucleoside diphosphate kinase activity
Source: RefSeq, a predicted model, not a curated record
AUGGCUGGUAAAAAGAAGGAGAUCAGUUUACAGGUAAAUAUCAAUACUGACGAUCAAUGGAGUGACAUUUUGGCAACGAAAGGGUUAAUAGUGGUCGACGUGUACCAGAAGUGGUGUGGACCCUGCCGCGCCGUCGUCAGUCUGUUCAGAAAAAUCAAGAAUGAGCUGGGAGACGAGCUGCUGCAUUUUGCCACAGCUGAGGCUGAUGGGAUUGAAACUCUGGAGAAGUACAGAGGGAAGUGUGAGCCCACCUUUCUGUUUUAUGCGGGUGGGGAGCUGGUGUCUGUUCUGCGGGGGCCAAACACUCCUCUCCUGCAGAGGGUGAUACAGGAAGAGCUGAGCAAAGAGAAGAACGUCCUAGCACACGGGGCGGCACGCAGGGCGGUGACAGACGAAGGUUUAACUGAGGAAGAAGAGGUGAAUGAGGACUUUAAGGAUCACCCACAUGAUGAAGGUCCUGCUAAUAAGUCUAACACAGUGGCUAUAAUAAAGCCGGAUGUGGUGGCACACGGCAAAGCAGAUGAGAUUAUCAUGAAGAUUCAGGAUGCGGGUUUUGUGAUUUUGGCCCAUGAGGAGAGAACGCUGAGUGAAGCAGAAGCUCAAGACUUCUAUCAACACAAAGCCGCAGAGCCUUACUUUCAGGAGCUCAUCCAAUUUAUGUCGAGCGGCCCGUCGCAUGUGCUGGUCAUUUCUAAGACGGAGGGUUGUGAGGACGUCAUCCCAGCCUGGCGGGAAUUCAUCGGUCCACCGGAUGUCGAAGAGGCCAGGAUGCAGCAGCCGGAGAGCUUGCGGGCUCAGUACGGCACCGAGACUCUUUUGAACGCUCUACACGGCAGCAGCGACAGCGAGCAGGCCAGCAGGGAGCUGGCGUUCUUCUUCCCCAGCUUCAGGAUGGCGAUGGCGGACUCGGGCUCGGAGCGGGCCGGGCCGGAACAGGAGCAUGUGGAGAGGACGCUGGCGCUCAUCCGUCCAGACGCUGCCAGGGAAAACAGAGAGGAGAUUCUGGGCCGGAUCCAUGAAGCAGGAUUCACAGUGGCCAUGCAGAGAGAGCUCAUGCUGUCUGAGGAUCAGGUCAGGCAGUUCUACAGCGAUCAUCUGGAGCAGGAAUAUUUCCCCAGCCUGCUGGAGAGCAUGACCAGCGGGCCUGUGUUAGCACUAGCGCUAGUGAAGGAGCGAGCCGUAGAACACUGGAGAAACAUCCUGGGACCCAAAGACCCCAUCCAGGCUAAGACUGAGCAACCCAACAGUCUGCGAGCCCAGUUUGUCUCUGGCAGCUCCAGCAUUAAUCAGCUUCACGGCAGCGGAAGCUCAGAGGAGGCGGAGAGGGAGAUCGGCUUCUUCUUCCCACCGGAGGACACGCUGGCCGUCAUUAAACCUGACACUGAACACAAGGAGGAAAUCCUGGAGGAGAUUCGGGCCAGAGCAUUCACCAUCUCCCGUCUGAAGGACACGGUUCUGUCCAGAGAGAUGGCGGAAGAGUUUUAUAAAGAGCACAGAGACAAACCGUUCUUCAGUCAGCUGGUGGAUUACAUGUGUAGCGGCCCGUGUACGAUGAUGGUUCUGACGAAGGAGAACGCGGUGGACGAGUGGAGGGCGGCCAUGGGCCCGACGGACCCCAGCGAGGCGAGACAAACGGCCCCGGAGUCUCUGAGAGCGCGCUUCGCUAAAGACAUGCUGGAGAACGCCGUCCACGGAUCCUCCAACACUCAACACGCACACCAGAAGAUACACUUCAUCUUUGGAGACAUCAGCUCUGAGAGCGUGAUCAUCGACGGCGCCGCUUCUCCUCUGUUAGAAACAGUGGAGAGCUUUGCAGAGCUCAAGAAUCUACAAGCUUCCAGAUCUCCAUCAUUUAAUGACGCGAGGAACCAGACAGAGCCGAGCUCAACAGAAGCUGCUGAAGAAAUGAAGCCGGAGACGACAGAGAGUCAGACAGCUUCCUCUGAUGAGCCCGAAGCACAAGAGACGCCCUCAUCCAGCCCGCAGGACGCAGGUCUUUAUUUCAAUGAGUGAUGCACACGUCAAGAACAAGUUUAGUCACUGAUC